Molecule: messenger RNA, 633 nt
Organism: Pecten maximus
Lineage: Eukaryota; Metazoa; Mollusca; Bivalvia; Pectinida; Pectinidae
Product: ankyrin repeat-containing protein DDB_G0279043-like
Exons: 6
Coding region: 1-633 (210 amino acids)
Molecular function (GO): protein binding
Source: RefSeq, a predicted model, not a curated record
AUGUACAACUUUGAUAACAGUGACGAUAUACCGGAGUUUGGUGAGGAAGUACGUGAUGCCAUUGACAACGGGGAUGUAGUGGGGCUAAGAAAGGCCCUGGAUAAAGGAGCACAUAUAAAUAUGAAGUUCGGAAGGUAUAAGGCUACACCGAUACAUUUUGCUAGCAAGAAACAAAGCCUGGAAAUCGUAGAAGAACUGGUCAAAAGAGGUGCCGAUAUCAACGGGACGGAUGGCAUAAACGACCGACCGUUGCACGAAGCAGUCCGGUUCGGAUCACAGUCCAUACUAACCUUUCUGUUGAAGAAGAAUGCAGACCCUGAUGUCCAAAAUGACUACGAAGAUACUCCGCUGCUUUACUGUUUUGACACUACGAAAUUUAGAAUAAAUGGAUGGACGAAAAAGGCACAGGUUCUUUUGAAGCAUGGUGCAAGGAAAGAAGUGGAAAAUAUGCAUAGCAAAAAGGCCGUGCAGCACUUGCAAACCUUCCUACAAGUUGUUCGGAAUGGCAAAAACAUUGAAAAGGAGAUCCGAAACUCGGAAGAACUUGCAGAAGCCUAUCACCUGUAUGACGUUCUCACUGAGGUAAAUGAUUGGUAUAUUAAACCCACAAUCCCAGAUAAUCUAGACCGAUGA